UCCCGCCCAAGUUAUCUUCUUCUUUGAACGGAAUUAGGGUUGACUUUAAUCUCCAUAGCCACAACGAUUGCCUGCGAUGGAUCUCGACAAGCCCCUCUUGCAAUCUUGGAGGACAAGGACUGGGAAAAAGGAAUUAUCGGAUAAGGAGAAAGGGGACAGUGGGGGAGGACCAGUUACUAAGCCGCAGAAGAGCUACUUCGAUGUGCUGGGGAUCUGCUGUUCCUCGGAGAUUCCCUUGGUCGAGAAUAUUCUGAAACCGAUCGAUGGGGUGAAGGAAGUUUCGGUCAUUGUCGUUUCUAGGACGGUCAUUGUUGUCCAUGACAGUCUCCUCAUCUCACAGACUGAACUCGUCACUGCACUGAACAAAGCAAGACUAGAGGCAAGCAUCAAAGGGAGUGGAGAAGAUCUCCAUUCCAAAAAGAAGUGGCCGAGUCCUUAUGCAAUAGCUUCUGGUGUGCUGCUUCUCUUGUCCCUACUCAAGUACAUGUACGACCCAUUGAAAUGGUUCGCUGUUGGAGCUGUGGCUGCCGGAAUUUUCCCAAUUGUCUUAAAAGGACUGGCAGCCUUUCAAGGUUUGAGGAUUGACAUCAACAUCCUCGUCCUUGUUACCGUGAUUGGGACAAUGGCCUUGAAAGAGUACAUAGAAGCUGGAACAAUUGUGUUUCUUUUUACGAUUGCUCAGUGGCUUGAAUCAAGGGCUAGCCACAAGGCAAGUGCUACGAUGUCUUCUUUGACGAGCAUUGCACCACAGAAGGCAACAAUAGCAGAGACUGGAGAAAUAGUUGACGUUCAUGAGAUUCAAGUGAGCACUGUUGUGGCUGUGAAGCCCGGGGAAGUGAUUCCCAUUGACGGGGUUGUAGUUGAUGGAAUUUCUGAGGUUGAUGAGAAAACUCUGACUGGAGAGUCUUUUCCAGUUGCCAAACAGAUCAAUUCCCUAGUUUGGGCUGGCACCAUCAAUCUGAACGGUUAUAUUAGUGUGAGAACAACGGCUCUAGCUGAAGAUUGUGUAGUUGCUCAAAUGGCAAAGCAAGUCGAAGAAGCCCAGAGCAAGAAAUCGAGAACUCAGAGAUUGGUCGAUGAGUUUGCAAAGUUUUACACCCCUGCGGUUUUGGUCAUAUCAAUUGCCGUUGCAGUGAUUCCUGUGGUUCUGCGGGUCCCUGACCAAGACCGCUGGCUGCGCUUGUCAUUGGUCAUAUUAGUAAGUGCAUGCCCAUGUGCCUUGAUUCUGUCCACUCCUGUAGCCACUUUCUGUGCCCUAACAAAGGCAGCAGAACACGGUCUUCUAAUCAAAGGAGGAGACUAUCUCGAGGCACUCGGGAAGGUCAAGACUGUGGCAUUCGAUAAAACUGGCACAAUCACAAGAGGUGAAUUCUCUGUGUCCGAGUUUCUGCCUGUUUAUUCAGAAGUGACCUUGAAGACUUUGCUCUAUUGGAUUUCAAGCAUUGAGAGCAAGUCUAGCCACCCAUUGGCAGCUCCACUAGUACAAUAUGCGAGGUCCUUCAGUAUCGAGCCAAGGCCAGAGGAUGUUGAAGAUUUCCAGAACUUCCCUGGUGAAGGAAUCCAUGGGAAGAUUGACGGAAGAGAUGUCUUCAUCGGGAACAAAAGGAUCGCAAUUAGAGCUGGUUCUGACAUCGACCCAAGUUUACUCACUGAUGUAAAGGGAGGGAAAACUGUUGGCUAUGUGUACGCUGGAGCAACCCUUGUCGGAAUUUUCAGUCUCUCUGAUGAAUGCCGAACUGGUGUUACUGAAGCAAUCGAACAGCUGAAGUCACUAAAUAUUAAGACUGCAAUGCUCACUGGAGAUACCCAAGAAUCUGCAAUUUAUGCACAAAAUCAGAUACAUAAUGCUCUAGACCUUGUCUAUGCUGAGCUUCUACCCGAGGAGAAGUUGAAAAUCAUCGAAGAGCUCAAAAAGGAUGGACUAACUGCAAUGGUGGGAGAUGGCAUAAAUGAUGCCCCCUCAUUGGCAGCUUCCAACAUCAGCAUCUCCAUGGGUAUUUCAGGUUCAGCACUUGCAAUAGAGACCAGCCAUGUCAUUCUCAUGUCGAAUGAUAUCGGGAAGAUCCCAAGAGCUGUAAUCCUAGGAAGGAGGGGCCAGAGGAAAGUCAUUGAAAAUGUCAUUUUUUCAGUACUAACCAAGGGCGUGAUCCUUGUCCUGGCUUUUGCAGGCUACCCGCUCGUCUGGGCGGCGGUCCUGGCUGAUACCGGGACAUGCCUGGUCGUAAUACUGAAUAGUAUGCUUCUCUUACGGGAAAACCGUGGAGAUGGGCUUGGGCAAGAGCGUUGUAGAAGAUCUUCUGUCCCGAUCGAUGAAAACCCAACUGCUGAUGAGAUCUUUAUGGGUCAGCAUGUUUGUAACUGCUGUGGCGUAAAUAAUUGUGGCUCUUCUGCCCAUGUAGAGAACUCAUCUCUAAUUGUUCGAGCCCAGAUACCCGAUAGUGAAGGACAGAGCGAUUGUCACAAGUCCCAAAAGUGUACUUCUGAGCGAAAGACCUUACAAGAGAAGGUUACUUGCGAGUCAAGAUGCUGUCCCUCUGAGAAAGAUGAAACAAAAUGCAAGUCAAGAAACUGCUGUACCGAGAAGAGAGGCAAUGACAAGGCAACUGCUGAUGAGAUUUCGUCAGGUCAGAAUCGCCGCAGCUGCCAUGCCGUAAACAAUUGUGUCUCCUCUGUCCUUGUAGAGAACUCAUCUCUUAUUGCUCAAGCUCAAGUACCCGAUAGUGAAGGACAAACGGCUUGUUGCAGGUCGGGGAAGUGCUCUUCCGAGCAAAACAGCUUACAAGAAAGGGUUACUUGUGAGUCAAGAUGCUUUCCCUCUGAGCAACAUAAAACUAAAUCGGUUACUUGCCAGUCAACAAACUGCUGUUCUGGGAAGAGAGGUGAUGACAAGCCAAGUGCUGAUGAGAUCUCGUUGGGCCAGAAUCACCGCAAAUGCUGUAAUGUAUACACUUGCAGCUCUUCUGUCCUUUUGGAGAACUCAUCUCUUAAUGCUCAAGCUCAACCACCCGAUAGUGAAGGACAGUGGAAUUCUUGUAUGUCGGGAAAGUGUCCUUCCAAGCAAAAGAGCUUACAGGAAAAGGUUACUUGUGACUCAGGAUGCUGUUCCUCUGAGAAAUAUGAAGCAAAAUUGGUUUCUUGCAAGUCAACAAACUGCUGUUCCAAGAAGAGAGGCGCUGAGAAGCCAACUGCAGAUGAGAUCUCAUUGGGUCAGAAUCACCGUAAUUGCUCUGCUGUAAGCAAUUGCGGCUCUUCCAUCAUAGUAGAGGACUCCUCUCUUAUUCCUCAAGCUCAGAUACCCAAUAAUGAAGGACAGAGCAUUUGUUGCAAGUCAGAAAAGGGUCUUGCCGAGGGACAGGGCUUACAUCAAAAGGUUGCUUGUGAGUCAAGAGGCUGCCCGUCUGAGCAAUCUGAAACAAAAGUAGUUUCUUGCAAGUCAAAAAACUGCUGUUCUGAGAAGAGAGGAGAUAAGGAGCAACAUUCUACUGAACAUGUUAUAAGCUCUUGUGAGGCUACAGAUAUCUCAUACUCGAGUAGUGUCCACUCAGGAAGCAAAAGCACUGAAUCGGUAGACACAGGUUGUUGCUCUCGAGGGAAGUGCAGCAAGACAAAGGGAAAUGUUCCAUCAGUCUAUUCCUCUGUCCAUUUGGAGGAGAGCAACCUUAAUGCACGUGGGAAAUCAGUUCUGGGACACAUGAAACUGGUUCAGGGUGGCAACGACAUCAAAUCCGGUCAGGUUCAAGAGGAAACCAUACUGAUGGUGGAGACCAAUCAGGUCAGUGGGUGUUGCAAGAACAGCUAUCCGAAGGAAUGCGGCAGAAGCUGCUGCUUGUCUGAAAUAGUUACCGUAUAGAUGAACUUAAUUUAACGAAUUUAAUUAUUAAGCUCAGAAAAGGCCAAAAAGGUUUCGAUUUUAAUGUUACCAUUAGAUUGAUGUAGCUGGUCCGAGUACUCCUAGGUAAGUAUUGGUCUGUAUGUCUCCUGAAGAAGUGACCCAAACAGUCCCUAUAUGCCCUUUUCCGUAAACAAUUCACUUUCUUCUGUCUCUGCUCACGAGUCCGUUUUCACCCACUUCCCCUCCGUCAUGCUCGCCCGUCCAUCUUCCUUGAUCUCCUUUCUUGUAAUCAUCACAGCAGUAUCUCGAUUCACAUGAAGAAGGAACU
This is a messenger RNA of Punica granatum (pomegranate), 4160 nucleotides long. The record is from RefSeq and is a predicted model, not a curated record. Lineage: Eukaryota; Viridiplantae; Streptophyta; Magnoliopsida; Myrtales; Lythraceae.